Macrosiphum euphorbiae (potato aphid) is the source of this 1506-nucleotide messenger RNA. Lineage: Eukaryota; Metazoa; Arthropoda; Insecta; Hemiptera; Aphididae. The record is from the annotation of a GenBank genome assembly.
AUGAAAUUUAUAUUUUGUAUAUUGUGGCAUUUUGUGUGGAUGAGUUUACCAGCCAACGGUAUCAAAAACAUUCUUCUUGGAUUAGGAGAACCAAAUUCACCAGAAUCAUCAAGAAUAAUGAAUACUGAAGACGAAUGGUUCAUACAGAAAUUAGAUCAUUUUAAUCCUACUAACAAUAGAACGUGGAAACAGAGAUAUCAAGUGAAUUUGGACAAUUAUAAAAAUGAUGGACCGGUGUUUUUGAUGAUUGGAGGAGAAGGGGAAAUUUCAGCUAAAUGGAUGCACAGCGGAGCCUGGAUUGAUUACGCUAAAGAAUUUAAUGCCUUAUGUAUUCAACUGGAACAUCGAUAUUAUGGCGAAAGUCACCCUACUGAAGAUAUGAGUACUAGCAAUUUAGUGUACUUGAGCAGUGAUCAAGCAUUAGCUGAUUUGGCAGAAUUCAUUGUUAAUAUCAAAACUAAAUACAGCAUACCGUCUACAGCUAAAUGGAUAGCAUUUGGAGGAUCUUACCCUGGAACUUUAGCUGCAUGGCUAAGAAUGAAAUACCCACAUCUUAUACACGCAGCAGUUUCUUCUAGUGGGCCACUUUUAGCAAAAAUAGAUUUUAAAGAAUAUUUUAUGGUAGUAGAAAAUGCAUUAGCAACAUAUAACCCAGAAUGCGUGUCUCAAAUAAAACAAGCAAAUGAAAUGAUCAACUAUUUGCUUAAAACCGACCAUGGAGCUAAAAUAAUUGAAAAAAAAUUCAAAUUGUGUGAUCCCUUGGACAGAAAAAACGAUAAAGAUGUAUCAUAUUUGUUUGAAAUUUUAGCUGACAAUUUCGCAACAAUUGUACAAUACAACAAAGACAACAGGCAUUAUAAGAAUCCUGAAAGAUCCUCAGUAACAUUAGAAACGUUGUGUGAUAUAAUGGUUAACAAAUCAAUACCAACUCCAUUAGAUAGGUACGCAGCUGUUAACAGUAAACUAUUAUCCUUAAAUGAAGCAAAUUGCCAAGAUAAUAUUUAUUCCCAGUUGAUUGAUUUGUAUUUAAAUACGUCUUGGGAUAGUAGUGCAGCAGGAGGAGGUCGACAAUGGACAUAUCAAACUUGUACAGAGUUUGGAUUUUAUCAGACAUCUAGUCAAGAUGAUCAUGUGUUUGGUCAUAACUUUCCAAUUGACUUUUUUAUUAAUAUGUGCCAAGACAUUUUCGGAAAAUCAUAUAAUUCGGAGCUAUUGACAACUGCAGUCGAACGAACAAAUACAAUGUUCGGUGAAUUGAACAUUAGAGAUAGCCGGGUAAUAUUCGUACACGGUUCGGUUGAUCCAUGGCAUGCAUUAGGUAUUACGCAAGCAAGAACAAAAAAUAACGUGGCAAUUUUUAUUAAUGGGACAUCUCAUUGCGCGAAUAUGUAUCCUCCGGCUUCGUCAGAUCUUCCGGAAUUAACACAAGCUCGGACUACGAUCAGAUCAUAUUUGAAAGAAUGGUUGGCGGAAAAUGAUUUUGUGGAGUCAGCUCAAUAUACAUAG